This is a messenger RNA of Salarias fasciatus (jewelled blenny), 3173 nucleotides long. RefSeq names its product ceramide kinase (gene cerk). Gene Ontology annotation, molecular function: ceramide kinase activity. Lineage: Eukaryota; Metazoa; Chordata; Actinopteri; Blenniiformes; Blenniidae. The transcript has 13 exons. The coding region runs from base 1 to 1677 and encodes 558 amino acids. Gene Ontology annotation, biological process: ceramide metabolic process; phosphorylation. The record is from RefSeq and is a predicted model, not a curated record.
AUGGAGGAGGAGCGCACCUUGCUGUCCUCGAGGCUGUCCCUCGGAGACUCCCAGGUGGACGUUCUUCUGUCCCGCGCCGUGCUGGAGUGGAAGGAGGCUGGAGAGAGCAGAAGGCGAAGCCCCGGCGCCUCUCAAACUGCUCGUGGCCAGACGGUGCAGGUGUCUGAAAUCGUGGCUGUUCACAUGACAGGAGACGACGACGAAGACGACCCCGCUCAGAUCAAAAAGGAUCGGAAAAAGACAAAGCAGCGCACGCAGGAGCAUCCCUGUUCAUUCACAGUGUCCUACGUGAGGAGGACGAGGCAGCACCAGUGGCGCUGCAGCGACGUCGCCUUCCACUGCAGCAGCCAGGCGCUCUGCGAACAGUGGGUCCGAGUCGCAAAUGAGCAGCUGUCGUCACUCACCAACCGACCGAAGAGCCUUCUGGUCUACAUCAAUCCAUACGGAGGGAAGCGGCGGGGGAAGCAUAUCUUCGAGCAGAAGGUGGCUCCACUGUUUCGCCGCGCCGGCAUCUCCACCGACGUGAUUGUGACACAGCGCGCCAAUCACGCCAGGGACCACUUGAAAACAGAGGCCAAUCUCCACAAAUAUGACGGGGUGGUGUGUGUAGGAGGGGACGGGAUGUUCAGUGAGAUCCUCCACGGCUUGGUUACCAGAACCCAAACUGACCACAGCGUGGACCAAAACCAGCCCGAUGCUCAACUGGUGCCGUGUUCCCUCCGGAUAGGAAUCAUUCCCGCAGGGUCUACUGAUUGCAUCUGUUUUGCCACUGUGGGAACCAACGACCCGGUUACUUCUGCUUUACACAUCGUUGUGGGUGAUUCUCAGCCAAUGGAUGUUUGUUCAGUUCACCACAACAACGUCUUCCUCAAAUACUCGGUCUCACUGCUGGGCUACGGCUUUUAUGGAGACGUACUGGCAGAAAGUGAGAGGAAGCGAUGGCUUGGCCCCGCCAGAUAUGACCUGUCAGGAGUGAAAACCUUUUUGAGCCUCAACUACUAUGAAGGCACCGUCUCGUUCCUCCCCGCCGAGGACAACAUGGGGAACCCGAGGGACAAACUGCAGUGCCGAUCAGGGUGCCGCGUCUGUCAGCACAAGCAAUCAAAGGACAAGCUCGGUGAAAUGUCAGAGGAGAAGGAAAAGUCUGCUAAAGACGGCUGGAAUGAAAUCUACGGGAAGUUCAUCGCCAUUAAUUCAGCCAGCAUGAGCUGCGCGUGUCCUCGGAGUCCAAAAGGCCUGUCGCCGUCCGCCCACCUCGCCGACGGCACCACGGACCUGAUCCUGGUCCGAAAGUGUUCACGUCUGGACUUCUUCAGACACCUCCUUCGACACACCAACAAAGCAGCUGACCAGUUUGACCACUCAUUCGUGGAGGUCCAUCGGGUGAGGAAAUUUCAUUUUCAGCCGACCUUCCAGGAGCUGGUUUCUCCAGAAAACCAGAGCGACCCCCCGGGGGAGACGGAGCUCGGCCCCAUACACCCCCCCCAAACGACGUACUACAGCACGGCCCGCAGCAGCUGGAACUGCGACGGGGAGAUCCUGCACCACGCUGCCAUCCAAGUCAAUGUCCAGUGCCAGUUGAUCAAGCUGUUUGCCCGUGGAAUUGAGGAGCAGCAGCAGCAGCAUGUGUUUGAGGAACCUUGUACAGUUUUGGACCUGAAACCGAGCACACUAUAGCCACCGCUCUGAGAGCUGGACAAAAUAUAUAUCGCUGCUAAAAAAAACAAAAAACAAAACAACAACAAAUGUACAUUUGCACUCUGAAGUUUUGUUUUUCUUCUAUCUGGGAAUACUGGUUCGAACCCCAAACGACCUCAACGCUUGCAGACAGCCCUAUCUUUGCACAGAAAGUGAUGGGAUGUUAUUUAAGUGUGAUUAACAGAUUUAAAAUGAAAACAUAAAUACUGCUUUCAUGAAGAAUAAAAUUCGAUCUAAAUCAACUUAAUAUAAUAUGUUAAAGUAGCUGAAAGCCAUAAAAUCCAGCUUGCUUCACUCUGUUUGGAGCAAAAUUGCCUCAUGGUGCUUGAAGUAAACCGAGAUAUGAUAUGCUGGAGCUACCGUGGCUGUAUUAACAUCCAAUUUCAGGGGGAAAUAAAGACGUCUGAGCUCUGGAGGAACUUUAGAAAACCGUAGGUUAACACACGCGAGAUGAAGCUGAGCCGGACGGUUUUUCAUGCCGCCAUGAAGGAGAAUGUAAAUGGGAUUUCUCCCGACAUGGCGCUGCGAGGAAGCCCGGAAGAUACAGCUUCCUGCGAAGGAAAGAAAAUUCCCCGUGAAGCACACUAUAAAGUCUUAAAGUACCAGGGACACCAAUAAAAUAAACACAUGCAAUCGAAGCUUCCUUUUUUUUUUUUUUUUUUUGGGUGGAAAUAAAAUGAUUUCAUCAGUGACCCAGGUGAAAGCAGAUACGAGCCAGGGGCGCUAAUGAAAAGAGCGGAAUACCCUGCUAAUACAGUAACAGGACCCCGGUGGCUGCUGGGUGAUAAGGCAAAGUGGUUGCUAAGUGAUUUGGUGUGUCUCAGCUCUGCUGCGCUGCACCUGUGGCUCCCAGCUCCGCUCCGCUCGGGCUAAAACACCACAGUUAGUUUAAUCAUCACUUGGGAUUAGCUAUAAUUAUGCGUCGUUAAUCUUAUUAGGGAUAAUCUAUUGUGAUGCGCCUAAAUUAGCCUUAUUUAGCUCUUUUGAGUUGUAGGUCAAGCGGGUCUUGAUGUCAAAGAAACAAGGUCACGGAAGAGGGUGCUCGGCUCCUUUUUAUUCUCGCUCCCGGCGUUUAUUUUUAAACUUCUCCUGCAGAGACGAAAAUAUAUUAAGCCGCAUUCGUGGUAAUAAUACGUUAGGGUCAGUUUGGGUUUUCCACGUUCCCUUCAGGGAGGCGCAAUCAGCACAGGAAGUGUGUGAAGGUGCCAAUGUGAUGAGUUAGCUCUCUCACAAUUAGCCUCAUGACUGCCAUUUUGCAGAUGCUCUCUCACCACAGCCAAGACACUGCUCAUACACACACUAAAACACACACACACACACACACACACACACACACACACACACACACACACACACUCAUGUGUGUGUCCAGCAUUACUUGUGGGGUCUAUAGCCUUAAACACCACAGCUGGGUGCCUUACAUUAACCUUUUUGUAAUCUGAGCCCUUUAAAUAACUCAAUCUUUAAAAAAAAAA